UGGCGGAUGACAAGGAAAAUUAGCGGUGAACAAGCAAGUAACUGAAGCAAGCUGAUCCAGCCGCAAAAUACCGAAAUAAACAUGGAUCUCAGAGCAAGAGUGCAAAGUGAACUUUCCAGCGAUGAGCGGUGUAUACAAUGCACCACUGGAGUGCUACUGAAGGACAACAAUAAAGUUGGCUGCCUUAUAGCUCUUAUUGCAAGAAAUAUGGACACUGGAUUAAUCAUCUUCCAGUGGAAGGAUGAAUCAUCUUAUAAAGAACCUUUCCUUGUUGUCCUGUACAUUUUUGCUAUCUGUGGACCUUUUUCGUGUACAUCUGUUGCUGAUCAACCAGAUAGCAAUGGCAGCAGUAAAGAGGGUAUGGUCAGGUUUCAGAUCUUGACUGAUGACCAGACAAAGCUUUUUUUCGAAGUGAACAAAGAUGCUCGGGGAAAUAAUUUCUUAUAUGAAUUGAACAAAGCCAUUGGAGCAUAUAGACAGAGGGCUCAUCUGGUUGGUAUGCCUGAAUUUGAUUGGCUGAAGAGAUAUCAGGAGCUGAUUGGAAGGAAAAGUUUUUCAAACACAGAUGGUUGGCCUUGGAGUCAUAUUGAAGAAGCAAGUUCUAAUGGACUAGAAGUUGUUACAGCCACUGAAUCCAAAGUUGAUGAAGAGUCACUGGAUGACUUUGGAAUGCCAGGUUUUUCAUUGUCCCCAACCAUUCACCCAUCGUUUUCAUCAGCAAGUUUAACUGCAUCAGAGGAAGUGGACAAAGUCGUCGUUGACUCACCAGCUUUAACCAGGAGAUCCAUACUUCCAACUAGUUUUGGUACCAGGGAUGGGUUUAUUAAACUCCACAUGGCUGCCAGGGAGGCUGAGUACACUAGUGAAAAAACACUAAAAAUCUUUGUUGGGUCAUGGAAUGUUAAUGGUCAGUAUCCUGCAGAGAAUGUUACACCAUGGCUAGCAGUUGAUAAAGAUCCACCAGAUGUUUUCUGCCUGGGUUUUCAGGAACUUGAUCUAAGUGCUGAGACACUGUUAAAGAAUGUGACUCCUAGACAGGAUGAAUGGUUGAAAAUUUCAGAGCAAGGACUUCCUUUAAAAGCCAAGUACUCCAAGGUGAAGACCAUCCGUCUGGUUGGCAUUUUACUGAUAGUGUUUGUGAAAAAUGAAUAUCUACCUUAUGUCAGUAAAGUUAAUGCUGAAACUGUGGCCACUGGUAUCAUGGGUCUAAUGGGCAACAAAGGAGGGGUGGCCAUAAGGUUGCAGAUACACAACACCAGUAUUUGUUUUGUGAAUUCACAUCUAGCAGCUCACACAGAAGAAUUUGAAAGAAGGAACCAGGACUAUCGAGAUAUUCUAUCCAAGCUGGAGUUUAACGGAGCCGAUGGGUCAUUUGGUAUCACUGAACAUGAUGCAGUGUUCUGGUUAGGAGAUCUAAAUUAUAGAGUUAGUGACAUGGAAUCUGAUGUGGUAAGAAAACUAGCAGAUGCAGAGAAGUACAAGGAACUAUUAGCCAAAGACCAACUGAACAAGCAAAGGUCUGAGAAGAAAUGCUUUCGUGGUUUCAUGGAGGGGGACAUCAAGUUCAAGCCAACGUACAAAUAUGAUCCCGGGACAGACAACUGGGACACAAGUGAGAAAGGCCGCGCACCUGCUUGGUGUGAUCGUAUUUUAUGGAGAGGAAAAAACGUUAAACAGCUGGAAUAUCGUAGUCAUAAUAAACUGAAAAUAAGUGACCAUAAGCCUGUCAGCUCUUUGUUUGAAGUCGGGGUGAAAGUUGUUAACGUAGAGCAAGAAAGACAAGUGAUGGAGGAUGUCAUUCGAACGCUUGACAGACAUGAAAACGACAACCUUCCCCAAGUCAAAUUAAGCGCCACAGAGAUUAUUUUCAAAGAUGUCCAGUUUCUUGAGAAACAGACGGCUACCUUGGAAGUUGAAAAUACUGGAUCCACAAAACAGGUGCGCUUGACUGUUUAUGUUGAUAAAGAAUCCGCCGGAGCCAUGAAUUCUGGAGACGAGAAACUUGAAGAUAUUCUCGUCCUACACUUGGAAGGAGGAAAAGACUUUUUUGUGUCAGUCAGUGGUAACUAUCUUCCUAGCGUGUUUGGUUCUUCUAUUGAGGCAUUAGUACGCAUGUACGGACCUAUCAGGGAGGUUCCUGUUGCAACACUUGUAGAUUUGGAACACAUCAAUGCGUCAAAUCCUUCGACGCUCUCGGAUAACCAUCCCCUUGAAAUUCCAAAAGAGCUAUGGCUCCUAACAGAUCACUUGUAUAAAUAUGGCAUGCGCCAGGAGAAUUUGUUGAAGCAGUCUGGCUUUGAGAAAGAUCUGGAGGAAAUCAGGGGACAUUUAGAUUGUUGCCGAGGCGGCAAACUGCCUGGUAGUGUUUACUCUAUAGCAGAGGCUUUACUUAUUUUUCUGGAAGCCUUACCGGAACCUGUUAUUCCGUAUACAUUUUAUCAGAAAGCACUGGAAUGUUGUAACAACUACAUGCUUUGUAAACAGCUGAUACGUCAAAUCCCUCAAAGCCAUCGGAAUGUGUUCACAUACAUCAGUGCCUUCCUGAGAGAGCUGCUACAACAUUCCAAUGAGAAUAAACUGGACGCCAAAACUCUGGCUACUUUGUUCGGUACCUUGUUCCUAAGAGCCCCCAAAAAUCAAGAGGCAGGGAUCAGCAAGAGAACUGUCAAUCAAUUGGCGCAGAAGAAAGCGCGUUUUGUGUACAACUUCCUGAUCAACGAAUUUGGACCUUACUGAGCUUGCGGUGGAUGCAAUCAGCCGCUGUCAUCCCCAGUCGUCAAGUUGUUAUUUCCUUGUACUCUUAUGUAAAGUUGUUGGUAUAUGUUCUAUAAUAGCUAUAUUUUAUCAUAGUUUAUUUUGGGGGGGUUUGCUGUCCUUUAAAAGACAUUUUAUUAAAUAACAGCUUUAUUUUUAAUUAUAUGAUAUGUAAGUAGUUAUGUCCAUGCAAUGUUUGAUAUACACUUCAACACAGUUGUGGAGUAAUGUCUGAAAAAUCCACAAUUAAGCUAAAGCAGAGAUUAUACUAUGAAAUUUUAAGUUCUCCGGUAGAUAGAUGAGAGCAUCCUUUUUAUUAGUAUUUGUAUCCACUGUUGUCGGGAGUGUUCUUCUCUAGUAAUGUGUUAUUUUUCCUCGAUAAUCGAAAAACGGCCUCCAUGCCCCUUCUUACUUUUCGUUUCAUCCGCAGUGGUGAACGUUGUCGUCUUGGUUUGGUAGUAAAUAGAUCAGGGUAUCUCUCAGCCAAAUAUCCUCUGUGUUCUCAUAACUGUAAUCAUGAUCUCACUUGUAACUAUGACAUCCAACGUCAACUGGCACUCUCAUUAACAAGCUUCUCUCGCUCCCUACUCCUCGUUUUUUCUUUCUGUGCUUGAGACAUUUUUAAGGAUAGAACCACAGUUUUUCUCGUUUUUUCUUUUUGGUUUCUUUUUAUUAGCUAAGCGACAAAGAAAUGCCGUGAGACUAAAAUAUACCCUCGCGCUUUACAAGACGAGCCAACACAUUGACACAUGGAAGUUAUUUUUGUUCAACAUUCUAGGAUUCUGGCUCUUCACACGAGACAUGGUAAUGUCCUUCACUUCCUUCGGUGUUUUUUGAGACUGAAGUCAGCUGGGAAAGCUAGAGAUUGUAAGACGGCUUAGACUUCUACGUUACUUACGAAAAUCUGUUCAAGCGAUCGUUUAAAUGAUUGCGUUUGUAGGAAAUUCAUGUUUACUGGAUUUUGCGGCCAUCGAUGCAAAGAAAGACCUGAGUAUUUUUCACACUGUAUACAUACAUACAUACAUAAGCUUUAUUUAUCCUCGGAUUUCAGUGUAGCUUACAAGCUAGUAUCUCCGAUUCU
Molecule: messenger RNA, 3835 nt
Organism: Stylophora pistillata
Lineage: Eukaryota; Metazoa; Cnidaria; Anthozoa; Scleractinia; Pocilloporidae
Product: inositol polyphosphate 5-phosphatase OCRL-like
Biological process (GO): signal transduction; phosphatidylinositol dephosphorylation
Molecular function (GO): inositol phosphate phosphatase activity; phosphatidylinositol-4,5-bisphosphate 5-phosphatase activity
Source: RefSeq, a predicted model, not a curated record